AUGAAGUGGUUUGCCUUCAUACUGUUUCUUAUUCAAGCAGAAAGCGUUUUGUCUUGCGUUUUUGACAAAGUGGACGAAAUCAGUGGUGAAUGGUAUGGUGAGGCUGGAUCUGGUGACAUAAAUGAUUGCUUUUCCGCAUGUUACAAUAAAACGGACUGUAUUGCAUUCGAGCUCGGUGAAGACGGUAUCUGUGAAAUGUUUCGAUCCGGGAGUGAUAGACACCAGUGUAAAGUACCCUGCUACAUCCUUCUUCGUGACGAAGUGGAUCCCGUGUGCAAAACCUACGUGAACGUCUGA
Molecule: messenger RNA, 297 nt
Organism: Cylicocyclus nassatus
Lineage: Eukaryota; Metazoa; Nematoda; Chromadorea; Rhabditida; Strongylidae
Source: the annotation of a GenBank genome assembly